CGACGAUCAAAACGCGUUCAUUUUUACCAUACAGCUGCAUCCUCUGGAAAAAAUCAAGCCAGCUGUGAUAGCAUGCUGUAAUUUUAAUCAGCACGGCCUCUUAAAAGUAAUUAGAUCUUUGCAGUACCGUCGGAAGAUUUUGGGAUAUUCUUCACACUCAUUGUGGAAACGGCAGCAUUGAACAGAAACGUGAAAACCAUUUUGACAGAAUACUCAAACAUUUUGAUUGAAAGAAACUCCUUUUCCAUAACAAUGGGAUAUGAAAACAACACUGUUAAUAUUCAAGAAGAAGAGGAUGCAACCAGGUUACAAAGAAAUAGCAUCAGCAGUAGGGAUUUACACCCACAGCGCCAAGAGGUUGAAGGAUGGAAGACGUUCGCUCAGGAUACAACUCUGCACGGGGCCAGAUUUUUUUCCACGGAUAACGUUUUCAGAAGACUGGUUUGGAUUGUUGCAGUUAGUGGAUGUACGGUUUUCUGCAUUCAUCAAGUUUACAAUUUCGUUGGACACUAUUAUGAACGUCCAUUUGGUACAAAAAUAACAGUUGACAUUGGUGAUGAUAAUACAGACCUUCCCUUCCCUGCUGUAACUCUGUGUAAUCUAAAUGCCCUCGACAAACGGCGUUACAUAAACUAUUACGUAACUCAUAACUACAGCAAAGAGAUACUGGACAAAAAGCUUCAGGAUUUGGCUCUUAUGAUAAGAAGAUCGAAAGAGGUUUCUACAGAAGAGGUCCGAAACCGCACUCCAGAACUUUUUCAUCGGCCAGAAGUUGGUGACGAAACAGAAAUGUCGCAAUGGAUGUUUGGUCAUCAAAUAGAAAGAAUGCUUUUGCCAAACAGCCCACACUUCAGUUCCUGUUCCAUUAAUGGCUUGCAAUGCAACGCAGAUAACUUUACCAGCUCCCUGAGUGCAUUAAUGGGAUUCAAGUGUUAUACAUUCAAUUCUGCAGAAGAAGGCACGCCAUUAUUAAAAACUUCAUCAGCUGGCCGACUGAGUGGCUUGAGUCUUCGUCUUAACAUCGAGCGAGACAGCUAUAUUACAAAUUUACUUUCGCCUUCUGUUGGAAUUAUUAUCCUGAUACACGACCAGAAGACUUAUUCUCCCGUGGAAGAGUUUGGUAUCGCAAUUCAGCCCGGAAUGUCUACAUUUUGUGCCAUAAAAAGAAGAAAGAUGAUUAACUUGAUGAAGCCGUAUGCAACCAACUGCAGGAGUGGAUCUCUUAUGUUCGACAGCAACUUGGCAUACACGAAACAGGCCUGUAUGAUAAAUUGUCGAAACGAUUACAUGAUUAAAGAGUGUGGCUGCACUGCAUCAAAAUUCCAAGGUUAG
This is a messenger RNA of Stylophora pistillata, 1332 nucleotides long. Its product is annotated as acid-sensing ion channel 2-like. Gene Ontology annotation, molecular function: ligand-gated sodium channel activity. Gene Ontology annotation, biological process: sodium ion transmembrane transport. The record is from RefSeq and is a predicted model, not a curated record. Gene Ontology annotation, cellular component: plasma membrane. Lineage: Eukaryota; Metazoa; Cnidaria; Anthozoa; Scleractinia; Pocilloporidae.